Molecule: messenger RNA, 507 nt
Organism: Phytophthora nicotianae INRA-310
Lineage: Eukaryota; Oomycota; Peronosporomycetes; Peronosporales; Peronosporaceae
Exons: 1
Coding region: 1-507 (168 amino acids)
Source: RefSeq, a predicted model, not a curated record
AUGCAAUUCGUACAAGCUCUGCUUGAAGAGGACGAGGAAGAAGAAGCUGUAUUCGAUAUACUGUAUCUACUACGGCCACCAGGAGCAAAUGUAAAACGUAAACACGGUGGAUCGGUGCCAGGACGCUCUCCAAACAAGCGUCGCGACUGGUAUGGGAGGCACACUCGAUUGCUCCAACAAUACUUUGGUCCUGACCCCAUAUUUGAAGAGGCUGUUUUCCGCAGGCGCUAUCGAAUGUCAAGACGCUUGUUUUCUCAUAUUGCACAUAGUGUAGCAAAUCACGACACUUACUUUGUUCAGAAACGAAAUGCAGCGGGUCUAGUGGGAAUAUCCACUUUCCUGAAGAUCACGGCCGCGCUAAGAGUUCUUGCAUACUCUUCAUCUUUUGAUGCUAUUGAUGAAAAUUUAGAGAUUGCUGGACCUACAGUCAGUCAGUGCAUCCAUCACUUUUGUGAUGCAGUUAUUGCUGUUUUCGGUGAUGUGUUUUUGCGUCCACCACGUAAGUAG